GGUUCCCAAGGGAGAGUGGGAAGCACCUGCGGACUGAGUCGCAUCCUCUCCCACUGGGACCCUCAUCGCAUCCGCCCACCCCAAACCGAGGGGGCUCCACUCCCUACCGGCCCCUCCCAGCAGCCCAGCAGGAGUGCACCUGGGAGCCUCCCGGAGGGACACUCCCCGGGGAGGAGCUGCCGGCAUGGCGGGCCCAGCCCAGGCUGGCCGCCAGCUCUCAGUUCUGCUCCUCCGCCCACCCCGGGACCAACAUGGCCCAGGAGCGUCCUGCCUGCGGCGCCCUGGAGCCCGAGCACGUCCAGCAGCUGCUGAUCUCCUGCCAGGAGGCCAAGAAGUCCGCCUACUGCCCCUACAGUCGCUUCCCGGUGGGGGCCGCCCUCCUCACUUGGGACGGGAGUAUCUUCUCUGGGUGCAAUGUAGAAAAUGCCUGCUACCCACUGGGCAUCUGUGCUGAACGGACCGCUAUCCAGAAGGCCAUCUCAGAAGGGUACAAAGAAUUCAAGGCAAUUGCUAUCGCCAGUGACUUACAAGAUGAUUUUAUCUCACCAUGUGGGGCCUGCCGGCAAGUCAUGAGAGAGUUCGGCACCAACUGGGCUGUCUACAUGACCAAGCCGGACGGCUCGUACGUCGUCAGGACGGUCCAGGAGCUGCUGCCUGUCUCCUUUGGGCCCGAGGACCUGCAGAAGAUCCAGUGAAGAACUCAUAGUUGAGAGGGGGAGACAGAGAAGGAGCUCCUAGCCCACUCUAGGAAGGAUCAAAGGAGGCUUCCUGGAGGAGGUGACCUCAAGUAUGAAUGGCGAUUUUUUUCAAAGAGGUAAGUCAAGACAGAGGGAUCAGCAUAAUGCUUCGGACAACUGCAGGUAAUUCAGUAUUUCUGGACCAUGAAGGGCAAGGAAGGAAGACAGCAAGAGAAAGACAUUAAGACCAAUAGUGAAGGGCCUUCUGUGCCAGGCUAAGGAGGUUGGGAUUUAUCCUGAGGGCACAGGGCAAGGGCAAAGAGCCUGUAAAGGGCUUUAAACAGCAGGUGACAGAGCCAUGUGUGUACUUUGAAUAAUCACUGCAGGGAAGCAAAUAUAUUGGACUGCAUAAACCACAGACUGAAUGUCUCAACAGCACAUCUUCCUAAUCCAUCACCACCCCAUUUCCAUCCAUCUUCCCUGGGCAAAACAGAAAGACUUCUACCCAGUGAAAUCUCACUCUCUGCCCAACAGUGUCUGAUUCUAACCUCCAAAAACUACAGCCCAACAGUUUCAAGUAGCUGGAUUUUGAUCUGCCAGCAGCUUUGCUCUGUCAACAGCUUUAGCAAAAAUUCCUUUCACCUCUGCACAGAGAUAGCAUUUCUGAAAUGGUCUGUGGAUAAAGGAUGCUGCUGCUCUGGGGAAAUGUGUCUGUCUCCUGCCAGGAGGAGACAAAGAGCACUGAAAUGGUGCCAAAGGACACCAUCCAGAAGGAAAGGUCAACUGGCCCUCCACAGCUCUCUUCUUGAAGUCUUGUCUUUUCCCAUUUUUACAUUAGCAUCAGCUUUAUUUCCCCCAUGUCCUUUGGGGGAAGGUGAAAUGAUGCUUCUUAGGAAUAUUAUGUAAGGGAAAGGGUGCAAGAAUGAAAGAAGGAUGCCCACAGAGCAUCCUGUACACCAGAUGCAUUCCAUUCUCCAACUCUUGUGGCUGAGCAUAUCAAUGCCUGCCUGAUACGUCACUGACAUUUAAUAAAUGUUCCAGGAAUGAAUGAGACUCAUAUAGAAUAUUAAUCUGCAGUAUAAACAGACACCUCAGCAGAAAACCGUAUACCAUAUCCCCGACUUCACUUUCUUGGGAUAGCACUGCAGAGAUGGAAGAUGAAACAGGAGAAGCUCAGAACCAUCCCCUGCGACCUGAGACUUGGUGCCACCAUGGGAAGACUUUUCCUUCUACAGAGAACAGACGGGGAUGAACAGAAUCAGGGCCAUGAUCCCUGAGAGAGGCAGCCCCUGCACCCCACCACAAUAAGGCUGUUAUCUGCCCUGAGAAUAGAGAACCUGGGCACCCUGCAAGCACUGCUGAAGCCUCUCUGUUUAGAAGUCCCCUCGCUUGCCCUCUUCUUACAGAGGUCUGCUGAAGAAUCAAGCUUUGCACUGUGCUUGGUUCAGACCUGUCAGAAGCAACUUCAAUGCUCAACAGAAGGGGAAGUGAGCUAGGCCAAUGCUCUCUGAUGACAAAGAAACUGCACAGCCUACAGGGUUAAUUAACAUCAGUCUGGAGAUGUCAUUUCUGCAGGUGGGUAGGCUAAGUUAUCAGAGGUCCUGCGAUUUUAUUUGCAGCUUCAGAGUACAAAUACAAAGGCUGAUGACAAAUGCACUCUGUAACUCAACAACACCAGUACAGCGUCCCUCUAGUGAACGCAUCUUAAAUAGCUGCAGUCAUCACAAGCCUCCUGGUAUAAGGUGGCAUUCCUAGGAGAGUAAAGAAAAUCCUUGUAGUUAAACCAUUAAAUAUUGCAGAGAACCUCUUGUUCCUUCCCAGUAAACAUUAAAGAGCUGUAAUGAUGACACACAGCAGAUGAAAUUUAAACUUUAAAUGAGACCUUUGCCCCAACUGUUUCCCUAGGUGUGCCCGUGGUCACAAGAGCGUGAAGUCUCUCCCACCUUCUCUGCCUUAUCUUUCUGUAAAAAACAAUUUCAAUGGUGCAUUUCAAGUGUAAUUUAAAAUUCUCUGAGCUCAAUCAAGGAAUUAAAGGAAUUAAAUCCGAUUUCUAUGGGUUCUAUAAGUAAGUUGAAAAGAAAGUCAUCUAUUUGUCUAUUUAUGUAUCUCCCAAAUAAAUGUUUGGGGACCACAAGGGCCCUGCAAUUUCUCCCAAGAGAGAGCAGAACACAGACACACAGACACACACUGCUGAAACAGUUGGCUACCCGACCGUAGCCAGGGAUCCACGCCUUGAACAAGCAAGCUGCAGACCCAGAACCCUUCAUGACUGAAGAUUCCCUCCAACAGCAGCUACCGCCUACAUGUCCCCUGACUUUGUCUUUAAAGGAAGAAAGGGAUGUGAAACCUUUUGCUUGUGCCUUGCCUCUGUCUCUCUCCCCAUGUCCUGCCUUUUUUGCCUCUCCAUCAUCAGAAGAAUCACAGUGAAGACACUUUAGAAAUACACUGAGAGCAGAGUUCAACUCAAGGUUUAUGGUACAACGAAGCUCAUUAUUCAAAUGUAUUUUUUGUUUGAAACCAUUAAAUUCCAAGACAAUUCAGUAAACUGUGAACUUUAGCGCACUAUUCAAAAUAAGUUCAUUUUUCAAAAAAUAUUUAGACCAUGAAUGAGUUACUGAUUUAUGUUAAAAAUAUUUUUAUGUAAAAUGUUUAUUGAAAUAUUACACAGAAAAUUUCACAAAUCAAAGUGUACAGCUGUGAAUUUUCAUCCCAUGAACAUACCCUGAUCAAGAAACAACAUCACCUGCACCCCAAAACCUCCCAAAUCCUCUUCUAGUAACUACCCUCCAAAGAGCAACUGCUAUCCUGCUUUCUAACAUACAUAUUUUGUCUGCCUUUGAACUUUACGGUGGAUCCAUGUAGAAUCACAUGGUAUUUCUUUUUAUGUUUGCCUCCUUUAACUGAUCAGUAUAUAUAUAUAUGUAUUUAUAAAAUGUAUCCAUGUUGUUACAUAUAGUUGUAGACACUCAUGGCUGUUUUGCAUCCCAUUGAGUGACUAUACCACAAUUGAUGCUGUCUAGUAUAGAUGGCCAUUUGAACUGUUCCUGGUUUUACGCUGUGUGGAAUCAUGCUGCUAUGAACAUUCCUGGGGAAAUUAUGUAUGCGUUUCUGUGGGUCUAUAGCCAGAAGUGAAAUCACCAAGUCCUCAUUUAAAUAUAUAUUAGUUUCAAUAUAUUUAAAUUCACCAAAUUCAAAGAUGGAUCCUUUUGCAGUUGUCUUAUUUUUAUCUGCUGGCCUGUUGUUCCCACUUACUCCACAGCAUAGAACCAGGGCUGUGCUGAAGGACCCAAAUAAGCCCUGAAAUAAAUGGGUUAGGCUGUGUCUCUCUACUCAAGCAACAGUGAGACGGGUCUCAGGACAAAUGAAAGUCUCCUUGUCCUGAGCUCACCCACUCACACACAGAGAUUCAUGGCCACAUCCACAAAAAUAUUCCACAUAUCUUCCAGGGCCUGUUACCCACAACCAGGCUUAGGGGUAAGGAAUGGAAACUCAUGAUCACAGGAACAUUUUUUUUUCUUUUUUUCUGGUCUUGUAAUAGCCAAUUCAUUUAUUUAUUUUAAAUUAUUUAUUUAUUUG
Molecule: messenger RNA, 4253 nt
Organism: Manis javanica (Malayan pangolin)
Lineage: Eukaryota; Metazoa; Chordata; Mammalia; Pholidota; Manidae
Gene: CDA
Product: cytidine deaminase
Cellular component (GO): cytosol
Molecular function (GO): cytidine deaminase activity; zinc ion binding
Source: RefSeq, a predicted model, not a curated record